AUGGCGAGCACUACAGCUACGGCUAUUCAAAGCAGCCGCCCUCCGAUCCUCCCCAAAGAUUUCUCCGCUCAGCAGCCCGAAACCAUUCGCCUCUACCCCCUGUCAAACUAUACGUUCGGAACCAAGGAGACACAGCCUGAGGAGGACCCAUCGGUGCUGGCUCGCCUGAAGCGUCUGGAAGAACAUUAUGACCUACAUGGAAUGCGACGGACCUGCGAGGGCAUUCUCGUCUGCCAUGAACACAAUCACCCUCAUGUGUUGAUGCUGCAGAUCGCCAAUGCUUUCUUUAAGCUGCCAGGUGAUUAUCUGCCCCAUGAGGACGAGGAGAUCAAUGGGUUCAAGAAGCGGUUGAACGAGCGCCUAGCUCCAGUGGGAUCGCAGUUCUCCGGCGAAGGAGUAAACGAAGACUGGGAAAUUGGCGACACCCUUGCCCAAUGGUGGCGACCAAACUUUGAGACAUUCAUGUACCCGUUCCUACCGGGCCAUGUUACACGGCCGAAAGAGUGCAAGAAGUUGUAUUUUAUUCAGCUCCCCAAGAAGAAGGUCCUGUCUGUCCCCAAGAACAUGAAGCUGCUGGCGGUGCCUCUGUUCGAGUUGUACGACAACACCGCACGAUAUGGCCCCCAGCUCUCGGCUAUCCCGCAUUUGCUCUCGCGCUACAACUUUGAGUUCGUGGAUGAAAAUGAUAAUGUCGUCGCUGUGACUCCGGGUACGCCCCUCCCGGAGCACCAAAUUCCUCGUACCAAGGUACUCGCUGGGGGUGAUGACGGCCAGGAUACGGGUAUGACGGAUAUUGGGGAGGAGAAGCCGAACAUGGCCGCAUUUGAUCCCGCGCAAUAA
This is a messenger RNA of Penicillium pulvis, 840 nucleotides long. RefSeq names its product cleavage and polyadenylation specificity factor subunit 5. Gene Ontology annotation, molecular function: mRNA binding. NCBI's taxonomy places the organism in Eukaryota, Fungi, Ascomycota, Eurotiomycetes, Eurotiales, Aspergillaceae. The record is from RefSeq and is a predicted model, not a curated record. Gene Ontology annotation, cellular component: mRNA cleavage factor complex. The coding region runs from base 1 to 840 and encodes 279 amino acids. The transcript is spliced from 4 exons.